UCUCAUGGAGGGGGAGGGAAGUGGGCCAGGUUUUCUUCAUUGGGGAGGGGAGGAGGCCGAGUUCUCAUCAGCGUGGGUGCGGGGGUGCAGUGUUCUCAUGAGGCCAGCACAGCUGAGCAGCUCACGCUCCAGGCCUCAGUGCUGCACCACAAUUGCAGGGCCCCUUCGCUCUCUUGAAUUGCGGUGUCAUACCCAAGGCUUCAGCACAAGGUUGCUGGGCUGAGGUGUGGCAAGGCCAUUUCACAGGAGGAACUCUGGUCCAAAGCGCCAGGUGCCAGGGCUCCAUGCACAGUACUCUGCUCUUGGGCAAGGAAAACAGGAGUGAGCACAAAGGCAACAAAAAAGGUAAUGCAAUUAACCAUCAUACGAAAUCCAUGGAGAAUAGGAACAAUGUGACAGAGUUUGUUCUCCUGGGGCUCACACAGAAUCCAGAGAUGCAGAAACUCUUAUCUGCUGUGUUUUUUGUCAUCUAUAUUAUCACUAUGGUAGGAAAUGUGCUCAUCGUGAUCACUAUCACUGCCAGCCCAUCCCUGGGGUCCCCCAUGUACUUUUUCCUGGCCCAUCUCUCCUUCAUUGAUGCCUGCUAUUCCUCUGUCAGUACCCCCAAAAUGAUUAUAGAUUCACUCCAUGGAAAGAAGACCGUCCUGUUUGAGGAGUGUAUGACCCAAAUCUUUGGGGAACAUUUCUUUGGAGGUGCUGAGGUCAUCCUGCUGACUGUGAUGGCCUAUGACCGCUAUGUGGCCAUCUGCAAGCCUUUGCACUACAUGACCAUCAUGAAUCGGCGAGUGUGUGGCCUGCUGUUGGGAGUGUCGUGGGUGGGAGGCUUUCUUCAUGCAACCAUACAGAUCCUCUUCAUCUCCAGAUUACCCUUCUGUGGUCCUAACGUCAUAGAUCACUUUAUGUGUGAUCUGAACCCUUUGCUGGAUCUUGCCUGCACUGAUACCCACACUCUGGGGCUCUUUGUUGCUGCCAACAGUGGUCUCAUCUGUCUUUUAAACUUCCUUCUCCUGCUGGUCUCCUAUGUGGUCAUUCUGCGCUCCCUAAGGACCUAUAGCUUGGAGGCGAGGCACAAAGCCCUCUCCACCUGCAUCUCCCACAUCACAGUGGUUGUCUUAUUCUUUGUGCCUUGUAUAUUUGUGUACCUGAGACCUGCAGGUACUUUAUCAAUUGACAAAGCAGUUGCUUUAUUCUACACUACCAUAACCCUCAUGUUAAAUCCCUUAAUCUAUACCUUGAGAAAUGCCCAGAUGAAAAAUGCCAUUAGGAAAUUGUGUGGCAGGAAAGCGAUCUUAGGUGACAAAUAAAGAUGACUUGGGCCCAACAUUGAUUUACCUGAGGCUAUGGCCAAUAGACUGUCUCAGCAGGGAAUAUUUACGGGAUAAAGAAAUCAACUAACUGUUAGGAAUCAUAGCCCCUGCACUGAGUGGUGCAGAAAUAGGUACAAGAAAAUAACACAAUGUGGGGCCACUCUUUUCAUAUUUAGAAAAUUCUACCAAAAUGGGAUUUUGUUUUACUAGAUUCAAGCAGAUACCUGGAUUCAUAAGCUUGCCUUCUAAUAACAAAUUAAAUAACAAAUUAAAUUUUCCGUUAUUGGGCAGCAUUCUCUGUAAUAAUCCAAGGAAGUAUACAGUUACUAUUGUUAUUUUUCAAGUGAGAAAACUAGUAUCAAGGGGAAGAUAUCAAAAAAGAUACACUGGAGAGCCAGGAAACUGAGUGAUUUCCUACCUCAUGCCCUCAACUGUCAAGCAAUGAUGAUAGCAAAGUCAUAUAACUAUACUAGUUAUCCUUUAUUGAGACAGGGCCUGUGCUGAACACAAUGUACAUAUUCAUUUAUUAUCUCUCACUAAAAAUUGAGUGAUCUUUCUGUAAUAACUGUGCUUGUGUGAGUGCCUGUAACAUUAGAGUAAGUAACUAUUUUUGGGCUAUAAAAGCAUUGGCCCUACUUAUCUCUGAGGGUUAGAUAUUGAAGAUUAUAUAGACCAUCUCCACAUUACCUUGUAGGCUUCAGGACCAUCAUGUAUUGUUCAUAUCACCCAUGCUAUGUAGGUAACACAUCAGAAAGAGUAAAGAUUCAAAAAAACGGUUUCAUAUCAGAAAGGGAUUUAAAUAUAAACUACUUGCCUGCAACAUAACAAUCGUUUCUACAAGGUAGCAAAAUAGCAGGUGCAUGAUCAAUAUUAAAUGAAUGAGUCAAAGUACAAAGGAAAAUGAAUGACUUCAAUAAUUUUAAAAAAAUGCAAAAAUGUAGUCCUGAAGGCCAGGGCAUUAUUUCCUACUUUUGCCUGAUUCAACUCUAGGGACAAUUUUGGCUAUACCUCUUGGGGGAACUAUACUUUGUUUUUGUUACUGCUUACACUGAAGAGGAGGUAAAAGAGACUGAAAUUACAAUUCUCAGCAUAUGAGUAAGUAGUUUAGCUUGAUAUGCUCCCUGUCCUCAGCAAGAUUUCAUUAUCUUCUUAAUAGGAGCUGUUUCUGUUAUAUUUUCUCAAUGUGAUUACUUUUUAGAAACAUUUCAUUAUUAAAAGCUAUUUGUAAAAAUACACAUCUCUGUCU
This is a messenger RNA of Sus scrofa (pig), 2553 nucleotides long. The record is from RefSeq and is a predicted model, not a curated record. NCBI's taxonomy places the organism in Eukaryota, Metazoa, Chordata, Mammalia, Artiodactyla, Suidae.